CUUUUUUUACAAGUACGUUUUCUUUUCUUUUUUAAAUGAAAUUUCUACGUAAACAUGAUCAUGAAGAGAGUACACGAUUAUUAGAAACCGUCAAGGAUGAAGGAGACCAUGACAAGUACAAAAUGGUCUAUUGGAUCUACUUUAUAUAUGGUAUCGCCAUGUUGUUGCCUUGGAACGGUAAGUCUUUAAGAAGAGUCUACUGAGAUAUACGUUAUUAAAGAGUGAGAGGAAUCCAGUGUUUAUUACGGCCUCCGAAUACUUUGCCAAACGAUUUGCCAAUAGUCCUUACGAAGAAACCUUUCAAAACUAUUUCUCCACAUAUUUUACAAUUACCAAUCUAUUCACCUUUGUCUUUAUACUAUGGAUGCAGAACAGGUCUGCGUUUAGUUUGAAUUCGUUUAUCCCCAUUUUCAUCAAUACAGUAAUCUUUGGAGUGUUGGCAGUGACGGUAGAGACAGAUAUUGGUGGUUCGGGUUAUUUCUGGUUUAUCAUGGUCUUGAUUGUUUUGACGGGUGCUACCACAAGUUUCUUUCAGAAUUCCGUUUUUAGCGAGGCCAGUCAGUUGCCUCCCAUGUACAUGCAGGCUGUACUCAGUGGACAAGGCAUUGCAGGAGUGAUUGUAGCGGUAUCAUCUAUCCUCAGUGCAAUUGCAGCCAACAGCAAUGACGUACCGGAUGAAUCUUCCAUCAGCCGAUCCGCAUUUUUAUAUUUUUUAUCGGCAUUUUUGAUCACUACGGCAGCAUUAGUGGGUCGUCUAGUGGUAGUCAAGUUACCCUUUUAUCGUCGACAGAUGAACCUUAAAUCAUUAUUGGUGGAAGAAAUCUUGCAAGAAGAACAAGAAGAAGAGGAUGAAGUAGAGGAAGCACCUGCCAAGGUAAUGGAUGUUGUACGUAAAUCGUAUGGACUUGUGUUUACAGUAGGAUAUAUCUUUAUUAUCACCUUGAUGUUAUUCCCAUCCAUCACUUCUUUGAUCAAAUCCGUACGACGUAAUACGCAAUCCAAUCGAUUCUUUGAUGAUGAUAUCUUUGUUGCCUUUCAUUUCUUGUUAUUUAAUGUUGGAGAUUGGGUGGGGCGUAUGAUGCCUAUUUCUCGCUACUUUCAAAUAUUCCAGGUGAAAUACCUAGUGUUAUUAUCGACUGCGCGUAGUGUAUUUUUACCAUUGUUCUUGUUAUGUAAUGUGAUUGUUUCGGAUGAACGUAAAUUACCUGUACUUAUCGGGAGUGAUUUUAUGUACUUUGUGCUGAUCUGGAUAUUUGCGGUCACGAACGGUUGGAUCUGCAGUUUAGCCAUGAUGGCUGCACCUCAAUUAAAGACGAUCCGGGCACCUGAGAAGGCCAUGGUAGGUAGUGUCAUGAGUUUCUCAUUGAUUGUAGGUUUAGCCAUUGGUGGUUCGCUCAGUUUUAUUGCUCGGUGGAUGGUUUAAAUAGAAAUAAAAAUUUACAAUGCGUCCCUGUUUGUUUAAUUCUUUUUUUACGGCGCAAAACCCCU
Mucor mucedo is the source of this 1488-nucleotide messenger RNA. RefSeq names its product equilibrative nucleoside transporter. Gene Ontology annotation, biological process: nucleoside transmembrane transport. Gene Ontology annotation, cellular component: plasma membrane; fungal-type vacuole membrane. The record is from RefSeq and is a predicted model, not a curated record. Lineage: Eukaryota; Fungi; Mucoromycota; Mucoromycetes; Mucorales; Mucoraceae. Gene Ontology annotation, molecular function: nucleobase transmembrane transporter activity; nicotinamide riboside transmembrane transporter activity. The coding region runs from base 365 to 1423 and encodes 352 amino acids. The transcript is spliced from 5 exons.